AUGGGACGCACUAAGGAACAGGUAGCGGCUGAUUUCACAGCUUUUCAAUGCAUCAUCCCUAGCUUGGAUAUUGUAAUCUUCUCAGAUGGAUCUAGGCUGAUAGAUGGACGUGCAGGGGAAGCUACCCUAGCUGGUGCUCAAGCAGCAAUAACAUACCCAACAGCUCAAUUUGCUACUAACCUAUGGAUCUGCCUUGACAACCUGGAAGUUGUCACGCGCCUCCUAUCCCCCUCUAUAGGAUCCUCCCAAGAGGUCUUUGAAUCCUUCCGCACCCUUACAGCCACCUGGCCACUACGCGAAAGGCUUCCACACACUAAAAGUGGAUCAAUCCAAAUCCGAUGGGUCCCUGGACACGCUAAAAUCCCUGAGAACGAAGCGGCUGAUCUCGCUGCCAAAGAGGGAGCUGCCUCAACCCCUCCUGCUCCUCACAAAUCCUUAUACGCCUCGCUAAAGAGACACGCCAAGACUCAAUCCCUAUCCGCUGCUCAGUCACAAUGGGAGAAGGUGGCACCACAGAGUUAUUAA
Talaromyces stipitatus ATCC 10500 is the source of this 525-nucleotide messenger RNA. RefSeq lists its product as uncharacterized. The record is from RefSeq and is a predicted model, not a curated record. Lineage: Eukaryota; Fungi; Ascomycota; Eurotiomycetes; Eurotiales; Trichocomaceae. The transcript has 2 exons. Gene Ontology annotation, molecular function: RNA-DNA hybrid ribonuclease activity; nucleic acid binding. The coding region runs from base 1 to 525 and encodes 174 amino acids.